AUGAGUGGGGGCACCCCUUACAUCGGCAGCAAGAUCAGCCUUAUCUCCAAGGCGGAGAUCCGCUACGAGGGCAUCCUCUACACCAUCGACACCGAGAACUCCACCGUAGCUCUCGCCAAAGUUCGGUCCUUUGGUACCGAAGACAGACCAACAGAUCGUCCAAUACCACCUCGAGAUGAAGUCUUUGAAUACAUUAUAUUCCGUGGAAGUGAUAUUAAAGACCUCACUGUUUGUGAGCCGCCAAAACCACAAUGUUCUUUGCCUCAGGACCCAGCUAUCGUUCAGUCUUCACUAGGUUCAUCUACUUCUUCAUUCCAGUCAGUGGGUUCCUAUGGACCUUUUGGCAGGAUGUCGACAUACAGUCAGUUCAGUCCAAGUUCAUUAGUCGGGCAGCAAUUUGGUGCUGUUGGUGUUGCUGGAAGUUCCUUGACAUCCUUUGGAACAGAAACAUCAAACAGCGGUACCCUGUCCCAAAGUAGUGCAGUUGGUUCUGCCUUUACACAGGAUACAAGAUCCGUGAAAACACAGUUAUCUCAAGGUCGUUCAAGCCCUCAGUUAGAUCCUUUGAGAAAAAGCCCUACCAUGGAACAAGCAGUACAGACCGCCUCGGCCCACUUACCUGCUCCGGCACCUGUUGGGAGAAGGAGCCCUGUAUCAACCAGGCCUUUACCAUCUACCAGCCAAAAAGCAAUAGAGAAUCAAGAGCACAGGCGAGCUGAUAUACACAAGGUUUCAAGACCAGAAAAUGAGCAACUCAGAAAUGAUAGCAAGAGACAAAUGGUUCCAGGUGCUCCUUCAACUCCAAGGAGAGGGCGUGGGUGUCAUCGAGGUGGCAGGGGAAGAUUUGGUAUUCGGCGAGAUGGUCCUAUGAAAUUUGAGAAAGACUUUGACUUUGAAAGUGCAAAUGCACAAUUUAACAAGGAGGAAAUUGACAGAGAGUUCCACAAUAAACUUAAAUUGAAAGUGGAAGAUAAACUUGAGAAACAGGAGAAGCCUGUAAAUGGUGAAGAUAAAGGAGACUCAGGAGUUGAUACUCAAAACAGUGAAGGAAAUGCAGAUGAAGAAGAUCCACUUGGACCUAAUUGCUAUUAUGACAAAACUAAAUCCUUCUUUGAUAAUAUUUCUUGUGAUGAUAAUAGAGAACGGAGACCAACCUGGGCUGAAGAAAGAAGAUUAAAUGCUGAAACAUUUGGAAUCCCACUUCGUCCAAACCGUGGCCGUGGCGGGUACAGAGGCAGAGGAGGUCUUGGUUUCCGUGGUGGCCGAGGACGCGGUGGUGGUAGAGGUGGUACCUUCACCACUCCUCGAGGAUUUCGUGGUGGAUUCAGAGGAGGUCGUGGGGGCAGGGAAUUUGCAGAUUUUGAAUAUAGGAAAGACAACAAAGUUGCUGCAUAG
Molecule: messenger RNA, 1395 nt
Organism: Pipistrellus nathusii (Nathusius's pipistrelle)
Lineage: Eukaryota; Metazoa; Chordata; Mammalia; Chiroptera; Vespertilionidae
Source: the annotation of a GenBank genome assembly